Molecule: messenger RNA, 3662 nt
Organism: Emys orbicularis (European pond turtle)
Lineage: Eukaryota; Metazoa; Chordata; Testudines; Emydidae
Gene: HIPK3
Product: homeodomain interacting protein kinase 3
Exons: 16
Coding region: 78-3662 (1194 amino acids)
Biological process (GO): peptidyl-serine phosphorylation; peptidyl-threonine phosphorylation
Cellular component (GO): nucleus; PML body; cytoplasm
Molecular function (GO): protein serine/threonine kinase activity; ATP binding; protein tyrosine kinase activity
Source: RefSeq, a predicted model, not a curated record
GCGCCUCUCCGUGACUCUCCCGGACAUGCCCAGGGCGGCGGCAGCUCGGACACUGGCGCUGCCCGACCUGUGAAGGUAUGGCCUCACAAGUCUUGGUCUAUCCACCAUAUGUUUAUCAAACCCAGUCAAGUGCCUUUUGUAGUGUGAAGAAACUCAAAGUAGAGCCAAGCAGUUGUGUGUACCACGAAAGAAUCUACCCACGGAUCUAUGUGAAUGGUAAAAACUUUGGAAUUGCUCAUUCUCCCAACAGGGUUAGUACUUAUUUUCAGACUAAGAACCCAUUUGACAGACCUCGAGGACAGAACUUUUUGUUGCAGACAAGUGCUGUUGCUUUAAAAAAUACUGUAGGUGCUACAAAUGUAUUAGCAGCGCAGGCGCAACAACCUCAAGUUGAGGCAUCUCAGACAGGUACACAGGGAACCAGGUUAGAUUUACUGGAUGGAUCCCAGCGAUGUGGAUUGAAGCGUAAGAGUGAAGAGUUGAAUAAUCAAAGUAGCACAAUGCAGAUUGUUGAUGAACUGUCUAUAUUACCUGCAAUGUUGCAAGCAAAUAUGGGAAACCCGGUGACGGUUGUGACAACUACUGCAACUUCAAAACAGAGUGGUACCAGUGGAGAUGGAGAUUAUCAGUUAGUACAACAUGAGGUGUUGUGCUCUGUGAAAAAUACUUAUGAGGUCCUGGAUUUCCUUGGGCGAGGGACCUUUGGACAAGUAGUAAAAUGUUGGACAAGAGGGACAAAUGAGAUUGUCGCAAUCAAAAUUUUGAAGAAUCAUCCUUCUUAUUCACGCCAAGGACAAAUAGAAGUGAGCAUAUUAGCAAGACUAAGUACUGAAAAUGCGGAUGAGUUUAAUUUUGUGAGAGCUUAUGAAUGCUUUCAGCAUCGUAACCAUACUUGCUUGGUGUUUGAGAUGUUGGAACAGAAUUUAUAUGACUUUCUGAAGCAAAACAAAUUCAGCCCUCUACAACUAAAAGUAAUACGGCCUAUUCUGCAACAGGUGGCCACUGCACUGAAAAAACUAAAAAGUCUUGGUUUAAUCCAUGCUGACCUCAAACCGGAGAACAUUAUGUUGGUGGAUCCUGUCCGGCAGCCAUACCGGGUUAAAGUAAUAGACUUUGGGUCUGCCAGCCACGUGUCAAAGACUGUUUGUUCAACCUAUUUACAGUCUCGGUAUUACAGAGCACCAGAGAUUAUACUGGGGUUGCCGUUUUGUGAAGCCAUAGACAUGUGGUCGCUGGGGUGUGUGAUUGCAGAGCUGUUCCUUGGGUGGCCGCUGUAUCCAGGAGCACUGGAAUAUGACCAGAUUCGUUACAUUUCACAGACUCAAGGUUUGCCAGGAGAGCAGUUGUUGAACAUGGGAACGAAAACUGCAAGAUUUUUCUGUAGAGAAACAGAUGUACCAUAUUCUGGUUGGAGGUUAAAGACACUGGAAGAGCAUGAGACAGAGACAGGGAUGAAGUCUAAAGAGGCCAGAAAGUAUAUUUUCAACAGUUUGGAUGAUAUAGUGCAUGUGAACAUGGUGAUGGAUUUGGAAGGAAGUGACCUAUUGGCAGAGAAGGCAGAUAGAAGAGAAUUUGUCAGUCUGUUGAAGAAAAUGUUGCUGAUUGAUGCUGAUUUAAGAAUUACUCCAGUUGAGACACUGAACCAUCCCUUUGUUACCAUGAAGCAUCUCCUAGAUUUUCCACAUAGCAACCAAGUGAAAUCUUGUUUCCAUAUCAUGGAUGUCUGCAAAUACAGAUCUAACUCAUAUGACAUAAGUAAUUGCAAUAAAACACCACUUAUGAGACCAGUUGCCUCAGGCAGUGCUGCUAAUCUGACUGCAAACUUCACCAAAAUUGGCACAGUGAGGAGUCAGGCAUUAACUGCAUCUGCCCAUUCAGUUUUACAUCAUGGAAUACCACUGCAGGCAGGAACUGCUCAGUUUGGUUGCAAUGAUGCUUUUCAACAGGCACUGAUUAUAUGCCCCCCACCUAUCCAAGGAAUUCCUACAAACCACAGUAAGCCUACUGGUUACUCAUUAAGGGUAGAUAAUACAGUUCCAUUGGUGACACAGGCCCCUACCUUACAGCCACUACAGAUACAAGCAGGAGUCCUGUCUCAGCCAUGGUCUAAUCGAACUCAGCAAAUAUUGAUUCCUGCUUGGCAACAAAUAACACCUGUGGCUCCUUCUACUGCAACUCUAGCCUCUGAUCCAGUGGCUGGUCCACAAAGAUUUGGAGACUGGGGGAAAGUGAUUCCUCAUGGCAGCCAUUACAAUUCAGUGAUGCCACAGCCUCUCUUAAAUCAAAUAACUUUGUCUGCCACUCAGCCAAUUAGUGUGGGCAUUGCACAUGUUGUCUGGCCACAGCCUGCAGCUACCAAGAGAAAUAAACUGUGCCAGAACAGGAGUAAUGUGCUACAAAAUACCAAUAUCCAAAAUUCAGCAUUUAUAUCUCCAAAGAUAAUUAAUGUGAAGGCUGUCAAGAGAGUAAGUUGUAUAGAAGCACAGGACAAUCAUAACUCAGAAGGACAGGAGAGGAACUGUUGCAAAACAUCUGUCAGGCAGGACCCUGAUUCAUCUGUUUCAAACAAACAGCGCCAGGCUAUCAUCAUUGCAGAUUCUCCAAGUCCAGCAGUCAGUGUGAUCACCAUCAGUAGUGAUACAGAUGAAGACGAUACAGGACAAAGACAUUCACUAAGAGAAUGUAAAGGUAGCCUAGAUUGUGAAGCCUGCCAGAGCACUAUGAAUAUUGACCGUGUAUGUUCGUUAAGCAGCCCUGACAGCACUUUGAGCACCAGCUCCUCUGGCCAGUCUAGUCCAUCCCCUUGCAAAAGACCCAACAGUAUGUCAGAUGACGAACAAGAGAGUGGCUGUGAUACUGUGGAUGGUUCUCCAACCUCAGACUCUUCAGGACAUGACAGUCCAUUUGUAGAAAGCAGUUUUGUAGACAACACCAAUCAAAAUACAGAAACCAGAAACUUGGUUAACCCAGAAACCAAACCCGCUGUCUGCGCUGUUGUGGUGCCACCAAUAAGAAUAGAAAACAGAUUAAAUUUAGAUGAGCAGAUGGUGAAUACAGAUAACACAUGCCAGCCACUGAUAAAAGGCCGAUCUGUCCCUGGAAGAAUAAACCAGCCUCCUGCUGUGAGUAACCGUCAGCAAAAAUUGACAUCAGCAUUCCAUCAGCAACCUAUAAAUUUCAGUCAGAUUCAGCACUUUGGAUCUGGGCCUCAGGAGUGGAAUGGAAACUACAGUCAUCGAAGACAGCAGACAUACAUUCCAGCUGGUGUUGCCAGUCAUCCGUUCUCCCUUCCACAUGGAAGUCCAAAUCACAGUACGGUGCAUGCACAUUUAGCUGGAAGUACACACCUUGGAGGACAGCCUGCUAUUCUUCCGUAUCCAUCAUCUGCACCCCUUAGUACUGCUGCACCUGUAGCCCACCUCCUAGCCUCAUCAUGUACCUCAAGACCUAUAUUGCAGCAUCCAACCUACAAUAUAGCUCAUCCCAAUGGCAUAGUUCACCAAGUCCCAGUGGGCAUAAAUCCCCGUCUUUUACCUUCCCCAACCAUUCAUCAGACUCAGUACAAACCUAUUUUUCCACCACAUUCUUACAUUGCAGCAUCACCUGCUUACACAGGAUUUCCACUGAGUCCAACAAAACUCAGCCAGUAUCCAUUUAUGUGA